Molecule: messenger RNA, 633 nt
Organism: Knipowitschia caucasica
Lineage: Eukaryota; Metazoa; Chordata; Actinopteri; Gobiiformes; Gobiidae
Source: the annotation of a GenBank genome assembly
AUGCCCUGCCCACCUGGCCUCCUACUGCCUGCUGCUCCCCCAGCCUGCACCCAGUCUUUGGCCUGGGACACUGCCCCCCACUCCCUACCCCCUGCUCUACUCUGCCCCUUAGGCCUCCUCUUCCUGCCUGUGCUGUCCCUUUACUGUGUCCUUCUUUCCCCCUCCUCCCUCCCUUCCCCUGCUUGUCUGGUCCCCCUUGUGUGCUGCCUGCCUUGUCUCUGCCCCUCGCCUGCUGCCUUUAACCUCCUGUGCCUGUUGCUGCCCUGCCCUGCUCCCCUGUUUUUGCCUCUCCUGACUUGCUGCUGCCUGCUGCUGCUGCCUGGCUGCCACCCCUCCCCCUGGGUGUGCAGCUACUGCUCCCCUGCCCUCCCUUCUUCCCCUUUGGCUUCUGCUCUCGGCUGCAUUCUGUGCCUGCUGUCUGCCUGGCUCCUCUGCCCUGCCCCCUCCCCUGACUCUGCCUCCUGCUCCUUGUGGGCCCUGCCUGGUUGUGCCCACUCCUGGUUUGCAUAUGCACUUGUGCGUUGCCAUGAGCUGCUCUCCUUUUGCCUGGCACCUGUGCCUGCCCCAUGUGCUGAUAACCACCACACGACCUAUGACCUCGGUGCCACCACUGGGGUGUCCCUACUCUCCUGA